Puccinia triticina is the source of this 1014-nucleotide messenger RNA. RefSeq lists its product as uncharacterized. Lineage: Eukaryota; Fungi; Basidiomycota; Pucciniomycetes; Pucciniales; Pucciniaceae. The record is from RefSeq and is a predicted model, not a curated record. The coding region runs from base 1 to 1014 and encodes 337 amino acids. The transcript has a single exon.
AUGCCGUAUUGCGCUUCAACCCGUGCCCUGGCAAGAAGGGCCGUCGCCUCCCCCACCCCGGUUACCGCUCGUCCAGCUGGCGCUGCUGCACCGGCACCUCCCAACGACCCAGCUCCCUUUGUGCUUUAUCCUGGAGAAAAUCCGGCCGACUUGAAAGGUGCUCCCUUUACUACACUUCCGCCUUCGGCCGUCGGCACCCCGCUUCCCUCACCACGUCCUCCCAGUCAAGUUGCUCCCCCAAGUGCCGUACCGACAACAUUCGCUAGCGUCGGCACCGCUCACAUCCCUCAGCCGACCGCUUCAGGAAGCGCCCUCCCUUCUCCUUCUCCCUCCCAGACGCCUGACUCAUCCCAGCCUCACAGUAGCUCAACUACAACGGUGGCCGUCGUUGUCUCCAUAAUCGUCGCGAUCGUCAUUGGGCUGAUUGGGUACGCAGUCUAUCGAUUUCACCUGCGAAAAAAGCUAAGGACAAAGGGCGAGUCAGUCAAGCUACGUCCGCUGGUUACUGCCCAGUCUAUAUCUCGACCCAUCUUGGCUACUCCCGAAAGACCUCUUCUACCGACUAGUCACUCAAGCUUCCGGCGCUCAAGAGAAAGCUUUGGCAAUCGGUCCAAGGGUCCUCCGCCCCCACUCUCCCCCCUGCAGGAGAAAGGACAUCGAGCCACGAGAACUCGGGAUCAGAAAGGUGACGCUCGAAAGACGCGUGAUUUCUAUACGUAUGAGACCACCGACAUAUUGGAUUCAUAUGGCUCUGAAACAAGCUAUCCGAGUACUUACGCCGCUGAAGUUGAUUUUGAGUACCCAGUCUUCAGACCUUCCCCUGCUCAAGUCCCCAGGAUUCAGAACGUACAGGAUGCAUAUCCGACUACACCGACUGAAGGCGACGAUAUAAGAGUCAAAUCCUCCCCUUCCUCGUCCAGCUAUAACCAAGCUUCUCGAAGGCUUCAAGCCGUACCAUUUAAAAUCCCUAAACCCAUGCCAUCUCAUUCAACCCAGCCGUUACGUAGAUUGUAA